Molecule: messenger RNA, 1337 nt
Organism: Armigeres subalbatus
Lineage: Eukaryota; Metazoa; Arthropoda; Insecta; Diptera; Culicidae
Exons: 3
Coding region: 250-840 (196 amino acids)
Source: RefSeq, a predicted model, not a curated record
GUGCAGAACCUGGAGAACCGCGCCUCUACCGUGUUGCUCCGUAGUGUGCUUGACGACGACGACGCGACGCUCUUCUGGAUGCUCUAUGCUACCACACUCUGCUAACAAAGCUGACGACGGAGGAACAUUUUCACCGUUCCGAGUGGAGCACGAAUCGCGCGCGCUUUUGUGGGAUUUAUUGCGUCUCGGUGCCCAGUUUGGAGUGUGAUUCCGAAGCGUGAGCGCAACAACGACGCCACCUUGAACGAAAUGUCGGACAAACCAAGCGACCAGUUGGACAUGAAAAAUUCCGUCGAAAUUCCUUUGGCAGGACAAAGCACCGAAGGUGGAGCGAAAAAGCCUCCGUGGUUGGUGCUGAAGAAGUACGUGAACUCCAAAAAUGUGCGAAGAUUGCUCAAAGCUGUACAAGUGCUCAUUGGGCUGCUCAUCCUAGCGUUAAUCCGUCCGAAGAACCGUUGCGGCUUCCUUUACAACCAUCAGGGUCUACCGGAGUACGUGCUGAUUCUGCUCACCUAUCUAGUCACUAUUGUGACCCUCAUCCUGCUGGUGGAUUCCUUUGUGAAGGGUCAACCCAUUCGUAGGGUCUUCACAUUGGACCUUUGGUCCCGUUUGGAGCUCUGGUUCACCGGGUUGGCCGCUUUGGUCCUUCAUAUCGUAUCCUACUUCAUACUGGCCCUGAACCUGAACUGCAACAACCCUUCGUCAAUGAACGUCACCGGAAUCACCUUCGGGUUGAUCGUAUCCGGGCUGUAUCUGGCUGAUUGGUGGCGCAUCUUCAGCGACCGGAAGAUACCAAAGCAGGACGAAAGCUUCGAAGAAAUCAACAUUACUUCCAGUUAAGAAGUGGAAACAAAUAUCAGAACAAAACCAAAAGUCUCACAAUAAUUAUACUAACUACAACUUCCUACUCUACACGUGACCAAAACCAAAGCAUAAUCCCAAAAACAGUAGCUAAAUUGAUUAACUUUAAAUUGCACGUAGCGGUGCCAUAUGCAUGUGUGAUUGUAUGGAAUUGAUGUGUUUUCCCUCCUGAAUGGACCGAUUCUUCUAUGUGAUAAUUUUGCAGUUCACUUACAUAUAUAUCAGAUAACAGAGGGGACAAGAGGGUAACUAUUUUAACCCGAUAAACAAACAAAAACACACAUCUCGUACGAAUCAUUCGCACAACGGAGACAUAUAGUUAGAGGGUACAAGUCGUAUUUAACAACAUCUAUAGAUAGUUUGAAGUAUUUUUAUUUAGGUUAAGAAAAGCUUUUGAAAUGCAAAUAUUUUUUCUAUAUUUUCUAUGCAUGUGCCAUAUCAGCUGUCAAUAAAAUCGUGGAUAAAUGUGUUAAAAA